This is a messenger RNA of Diceros bicornis minor, 3609 nucleotides long. RefSeq names its product Rho family GTPase 2 (gene RND2). The transcript has 5 exons. Bases 58 to 759 code for a protein of 233 amino acids. Gene Ontology annotation, biological process: small GTPase-mediated signal transduction. The record is from RefSeq and is a predicted model, not a curated record. Gene Ontology annotation, molecular function: GTP binding; GTPase activity. Lineage: Eukaryota; Metazoa; Chordata; Mammalia; Perissodactyla; Rhinocerotidae.
GGCGGCAGCGGGGCCCCAGAGGGGGGCUGCGCAGGGGGCCGGCGCGUAGCCGGGACUAUGGAGGGGCAGAGCGGCCGCUGUAAGAUCGUGGUGGUGGGGGACGCGGAGUGCGGCAAGACGGCGCUGCUGCAGGUGUUCGCCAAGGACGCCUACCCCGGGAGUUAUGUCCCCACCGUGUUUGAGAACUACACCGCGAGCUUUGAGAUCGACAAGCGCCGCAUUGAGCUCAACAUGUGGGACACUUCAGGUUCCUCUUACUAUGAUAACGUCCGGCCUCUGGCCUAUCCUGAUUCAGAUGCUGUGCUCAUCUGCUUCGACAUUAGCCGACCAGAAACGCUGGACAGUGUCCUCAAGAAGUGGCAAGGGGAGACUCAGGAGUUUUGCCCCAAUGCCAAGGUUGUGCUGGUUGGCUGUAAACUGGACAUGCGGACUGACCUGGCCACACUGAGGGAGCUGUCCAAGCAGAGGCUUAUCCCUGUUACACAUGAGCAGGGCACUGUGCUGGCCAAGCAGGUGGGGGCUGUGUCCUACGUGGAGUGCUCCUCCCGGUCUUCUGAGCGCAGCGUCAGGGAUGUCUUCCAUGUGGCCACAGUGGCCUCCCUUGGCCGUGGCCAUAGGCAGCUGCGCCGUACUGACUCACGCCGGGGACUGCAGCGAUCCACGCAGCUGGCGGGACGGCCGGACCAGGGGAACGGGAAUGGGACCCGGACCGAGGGCGAGAUACACAAGGAUCGAGCCAAGAGCUGCAACCUCAUGUGAGGGGCCGGGAUGGGGCAGAAUGUGAGUGAGGAGGGGUGGUGAAGGGCACAACUGUCCCCUGCCUGUGCCCGGGCUUCCUGACCUCCUGACUCUGGCUGGGACUUCAGGGCACGCUGAGUGAGCAAUUCUUUUGGGCAGGGGAGCUGGAGGCAGAAGGGUGCCACCAUUCCCCACAUCCUCGUCACCCUCCCCUCCACAGGAAGUUGAGGGAGCUAGCAUGGCAGGCAUGGCAGGCAUGUGGGCAGGCAUGGCAGGCAUGUGGGUGUCUGGAGCUGGGAUGGGGCAGGAGGGUUGAGGAAGCUGGCAUCAAGCAGUGACCUUGGUUCAGUAUAUGAAUGGUGCCUUCCCUCCCCACCCCUAGUCCCCAUAUCCUGCUCCUGGCUUCCUUCCCUAAGGAAAGUAUCCAUUCUAUGACCUUCCCUUUUCCUCUCCUUUCACUUCUACAGCUGUUCUCACUCAUUCUAACCUCCAGGCAACAUGCACUAAAUUAAAAAGCAACUUUAGAAGCCCCUGCCCCCAUCUACCCACCGGUCCUAGCUCCCUCCCUCCCUUCCCCCAACAGUCCCCAAAUAAAGCCCGUGUCCAUGGAAAAUGACUGUGGCUUUAGUUUUAUUGCUUUCUAAAAAACCAGUCUACCAAUUUCUAGCAGCAGAAGGAAAGUUAGACUUCAGGAAGGACUUUCCUGUCUAUGCCUACAGAUGGAGCAGAGGAAAAAGCUGUGGGCUGGAGCAGCAGUGUCCUUUUAGGAGCCAAGGUGGGGGAGUGAGAUAUCUUGGGAAUAUUCAUCUCCGUUAAUGAGCCAGACAAUCCUAAGGCCAUUAGGGGGUUUUAAAGUGGACUGAUGUGCAAUUCAUUACUCAGCCCAGCUGGGGCCCCCUGCUAGUGUGGGAGGGGUCCUGCUGAAGUGGUCCAGGCCCCUUGCUCACCAUCUCCACCCCUAGCUUGGAAUCUGAUGGUGCCUUGGGAAUUGUGGGGCUAGAAAGGGCAUCAGAAGCCUCCACAUCACAGAAGUAAACCAUGUGCAGGGUGAAGUUUCCCAGCAGGACAGUAGUUUGAUUCUGGGGUCUCCUCAGAGGUAGGGGCAGGGGAUCUUACCCUCUUUCCAUCCUGAGCUCCUUGAUGAUUUUGGAGGGAGCAUCAGCAGUGAGUUUAGGGUCACACCCCGACACCCAACUCCCUGGAGAAGGAAAGCCGAUGGAGGGGCCGGCUGGAGCCCUUGUUGUCAGGAAAGACAGUGCUGGUCUGUUUUCUCCAGAGUCUCGUUUCACAUUGUCCUGUAUUCCCUCCCUGGCUCUGGUCCCACUGGCCUCUUUUCGGUGACAUUCUCCCCCAGGAACUAUCCCUGGCCCUCCCCUCCCCCAGCCCCAGCCAGUUCUUCCAGACACACUCUGGGAGAGAACACAGACCUUAUUACCCUCCCAUCUGCUGGGAUCCCCCUAAUUCACAGCCUGUCCCUCCCUCAUUCAUUCAGCAAAUAUGUACUGAGCACCAACUGUGUGCCAGACACUGGCUUGGGAUUCUGAAAGGACCAGUCUCCAUGCUCUGGAGGCUAGCCAGUGGGGAAGAGAGGUACCCCAGGUGUGGCCAUGCCUUGGCUAUGGGAACCAGUCGUCUCAGCUAGGUCCUGAGGGUUGAAGAGGAAUUUGCCAGGCAGGGAAGGGGUAGGAAAGGCACCCUGGGUAGAGGGUGCAGCAUGUGGAAACAAGUGGAGAUGAGAAAGCAAGCGUAUGGCACAGUUGGGUUGGGGCUGCCAUGGAGGGGAGGGCAGAAGAGAAGGCUGGGAAGGUACAUCAGGGCCACUGCAGGGCCCACAAAGGAACCAGGACUUCAUUUUAAGGAUGUAAGGAGGCACCAGGGAUUUCAAGCAGAGAAUGAAGUGACCAGAUUUGGUUUUCAGAUAGACGGUUAUCUGCAUGAAGUGAUGGGGGUUGGGGGAUUCAGCUCUGAGAUGUGUCAUUUAAAAUAGCCUCUCCUUUCCCUAUGCCAGGGCCCAGUCUUGAGAGAAAAGGAAAUCCCACACACUGCUGGCUCAUCAGACACCCCUUUCCCUCUCACUCCUGCAGGACCCUCUCCUGGUCCAUCUCAGCCAGUCUCCUCAAGGAUUCUGGGACAGCUUCAAGAGCACUGGGCACCCCACCCUCUCAAACCGAGACCUGGUUAGGGGCCUCUGAGACCCUCCUCAAGGACACUGAGUCCUAGAUUGAGGGUACUAGAGAAGGCUGGGGCCCAGCUAGGUGGCUCUGUCUGGUCCCAGAGGACUGACCCUUCCCCCACAGGGACCUGCCAUACCAUUGAUUUGGGAUUUUUGGUCCUGUGGCUUCUCUUCUCCACUUUGGACUUUGGUAGAAAGCAGGCUCAAGCCUGUAGCUGCCAAAGUGCAGUGUUUGUGCCCCCUCUCUUCUCCAAACCUCCCUCUCCUGCUGUGCUCAGGGAAUGCAAAAGCAUUUCAAUAUCUGCCUAAAGCAAACAUAAUUAGGAAGAUAAAUCAGCUGGAGGAACCCCCAAAGUUGAAUCUAUUUCCAGGACCACUGGGAACAGAUUUUGGUCGCCUCUGCAGGUCUGUGUUGCCAGACAUUUUAUUUUCUGGGAGAGGGCUGUGCCCCUGGGCUGAGGAGCCCAGUAAGUGGGAGGAGAGAAUGGGGAUGUUCCUAGAUCCUGAAAAGCCCCUGUGGGCUGGAGGGAGGGAACCUUACCCCCACCGCCACCACAGAUGCAGGAGUCAGACACAGCUUCCUCUUCUGCAGCUGUUUCCCCCACAAAUUAGACACCCGUUUGGGAAACAAUGUAGCCUCGUUAAUCAUUUAAUGAAAUAAACAACUAAUCAUGCUGCGAUGCUGCCAGUGUUUCUUA